UUGUCAUGAUUGUUUGAAAAAAGCAAAAUUGUUCAAACUUAAACUCAAGUCAAAACUUAAAAUUAUGACAAAUGCUCAAAGCAAAAUAAGAUGGUGCUUAGAACGUCCAGAUAUGAGAUGUUUUGGUUAAUAUAAUAAUAUUUAAAAUUAAAUUUCUGAUGGCUCGUCACCGGAACAUUAGGAAUAGAAGUUACUCGGACGAUUAUGACUACGAUGAUGUGUACGGACAUUCAGUCGAAGAAGAUUCCUGUUUAUCACCAAGUGAUGCAAGCCAAUGGCUGUAUGAUCGUUCAAAAAACCAGCAAGCUAUAUCACAAUUUUUGGAGUCUGAUGACAUCCAAGAAGAGACUGAAGAAGAGGUAGUCAACACACGACCUGGUUUAGAACGUCGUGAGUCUAUUGAUAUACGAUCCUUAAACUUGAAUGAAGAAAAUGAAGCAAAGCUUAUGUCGUGCCUAGAUGAGCUACGAAAUAUAUUAGGUGAUACUAUUCCAGAAAAUAACCUUGUACAAGCUAUACUUAAUCAUAAUUUUGAUUAUAACAAGGCUCUAGAUGAAAUUCUUAAUAACAACAGUAAAGAUGUUAAACCUGCACAAGAGAAUAGUAAAAAUACUAAACCCAAGUUGGUAAUUGACCAGGUUUCAGCAAUUCCACUUGUUGAUAAAGCACCAAUUAUCACAACAAGAAGUAAUAUUCCUAAAGUUAUUGCACCAAAAUUUGAAGGUAGUGAUGUAGAGAUUAUCAAAGGUUUUAAGCUCAAUCAAGCUAGUGCUGGUAAUAGCUGUUCAAGUACACCCCGUGAUCAGUCCCCAGCCACAGAAAGACCAUUUAAAAGUGAUUGUAAUAUCAUAGAGGAUAAGAUAAACAAAAUUAAAGAAAACAAAUUAGAUCCCGAAAGUCAGUAUUCAAAUGAGAGGGGAUCUGAAAAAGAACAUUUGUACAUUGUUGUUGUGGGACAUGUUGAUGCUGGCAAAUCUACUCUAAUGGGGCAUCUAUUAUGUAAACUUGGUGAGGUGAGUCAAAGAACAUUACAUAAGUAUGAACAAGAAAGUAAGAAGAUUGGUAAACAGAGUUUUAUGUAUGCCUGGGUUUUGGAUGAAACAGGAGAGGAGCGAGUUAGAGGUAUCACAAUGGAUGUUGGUAGAGCACAGUUUGAAACUAAGACAAAGAAAGUAAUAAUAUUAGAUGCACCAGGGCAUGCAGAUUUUAUCCCUAAUAUGAUAACCGGUGCUGGACAAGCAGAUGUAGCUCUGUUAGUGGUAGAUGCAACCAGAGGAGAGUUUGAGUCCGGGUUUGACUUUGGGGGACAAACUCGAGAACAUGCUUUACUUGUGAGAUCUCUGGGGGUUAGUCAGCUUGCAGUAGCCAUUAAUAAAUUAGAUACUACAAACUGGUCUGAGGAGAGAUUUAAUGAAAUUUCCAAAAAACUUAAGAUUUUUCUAAAACAAGCUGGAUAUAAAGAUUCUGAUGUUACUUUUGUACCAUGCUCUGGUCUAACUGGGGAGAAUCUUAUAAAAGCACCAGAAGAACCUAAAUUGUUGCAGUGGUAUAACGGACCAUGUUUACUUGAUGUGAUAGACAAAUUUAAUGUACCACAAAGACCAGUAUCUAAACCUCUACGUAUGUCUAUCAAUGAUGUAUUUAAGGCAACAGGCUCAGGCUUUUGUGUCGCUGGGAGAAUAGAGAAUGGUGUUAUUAAUAAAGGUGAUAAGGUUAUGGUGUGUCCAACAAAAGAAAUAGCUGAAGUACGAAGUAUUGCCAUCAAUGAUUUAUCAAAUAAUAUUGCUUUUGCUGGUGACCAAGUUGCUGUUACUUUAUCGGGUGUAGAUAUACAGAAUGUUGCUAUUGGUUAUAUAUUAAGUGAUCCGGUACAACAGAUACCCAUCAGUUCUCGGUUUGAAGCAAGACUUGUUGUUUUUAACGUAAAGGUGCCCAUAACAAAAGGGUUUCCUGUGCUAUUACAUCACCAAUCUUUAGUUGAGUAUGCUCACAUCAUUAAAUUAAAGGCGCUUCUAAAUAAAAGCACAGGGGAAUUAAUUAAAAAGAACCCACGGUGCUUAGGUAACAAUUCAGUUGCUGUAGUUAAUAUUGAAGUUAGCCGCCCAAUUUGCAUUGAACGUUACAAGGAUGUAAAAGAACUUGGUCGAGUAAUGUUGCGUGUAUCUGGAGUAACAAUAGCUGCAGGACUGAUCACAGAUAUUUAUUAUACAUAAUUACUUUCACACUAACUAAUAAGACGCUAGCUUAGCAGUCCUUUACCUUCACGAUAAAGCCAAUUAAGACUUAGACGUUUUGAGACAAAAAAUUGUGUACAUUUUUGUUAAAUAUAGAGAAUCAUGAUGAUAAUAAUAAAUUGAACAUGUUAAAUAUUUUAUUAUGAUACUAAAUGUUAUUAAAAUAUUUAUUUUUAUUGUGAAAAUAUGAAUAUGAAGAUGUUAAUAAACAAAUAUGGCCAUA
Messenger RNA from Leptidea sinapis, 2457 nucleotides. It is a transcript of the gene HBS1, whose product is annotated as protein HBS1. Gene Ontology annotation, biological process: translation. The transcript has a single exon. The coding region runs from base 159 to 2213 and encodes 684 amino acids. Lineage: Eukaryota; Metazoa; Arthropoda; Insecta; Lepidoptera; Pieridae. The record is from RefSeq and is a predicted model, not a curated record. Gene Ontology annotation, molecular function: GTP binding; GTPase activity.